Messenger RNA from Spea bombifrons (plains spadefoot toad), 8536 nucleotides. RefSeq names its product ASH1 like histone lysine methyltransferase (gene ASH1L). The transcript is spliced from 28 exons. NCBI's taxonomy places the organism in Eukaryota, Metazoa, Chordata, Amphibia, Anura, Pelobatidae. Gene Ontology annotation, molecular function: chromatin binding; DNA binding; protein binding. Gene Ontology annotation, cellular component: nucleus. Bases 412 to 8502 code for a protein of 2696 amino acids. The record is from RefSeq and is a predicted model, not a curated record.
UUUUGUUGGAGUCACGUUAUCGGCGCUAUGGCGACCGCAACUAAGUUGUGUCAUGUUGACGCUGCCUCGAGAAUAUGCUCUUCCCUCAGCAAACAUGGCCGCCGAGGCUUCGGCGCCCAACUUCCGUCGCGGGGAGGCGCUCUGGCCUAAGACGCGGCGCUGAGGUUACAGCUGGAACGUCACGCGCGGGAAAGAGCCCGGUGCGCGCGGGUGGUCACGUGCCUUCCUCGGCUGGUGACGCGGCGACACCGACACCCGCCAUCUUGUGUGACCGGCGCGGGGGGAGGGGCAGGAGCGACCGAAACUCGAGGGGCUCGCAGGCUCCGCCUCCUGAACCAUAAAUGCUUCUCAUGUGGUGGGACAGAUCUCCUUCCGUGACGUUUCUCGUGGGAAAGGCUGCACGAGCCUGUGAUGGACCAUAGGAAUACUGCUAUGUUAGGAGGAGGAUCUGAUUCAGAAAGGCCUGUGGAACCCUCUUCUGUCGUGAAAGGCAAGAAAGACACCGCGCAAGAGAUCAGCGGGAAGGAGCCCGACGGCGCGCAGGCCAGCUCCACCGCAGACGCAGCACAGCAAUUCUCCGUCACAGAGACCAACUUCUCGGAGGGCAACUUAAAACUAAAAAUUGGUCUUCAGGCCAAGAGAACUAAAAAGCCUCCAAAGAACCUGGAGAAUUAUGUCUGCCGUCCCGCCAUAAAAACGAGCAUCAAACAUACGCGGAGGGCCCCCAAGGGCGGGAAGAUGCCAGAGGACAGAAGGGAGCCGAUCUCCCUCAAACAGGAUGCCUCCAACGCUCGCAAGGCCUCUGGAGACGACCCGAAGCUUGACUGUCAAAAGGGGGAGCGCUUCCAUCCUUCGCGGGAAGACAAGCUUUCCAGCUCCACCAACUCUUCACCUUUGCACUCGGAAGUAACGGCUCAGACACAGACUUCGUUAUCCGCACCCGGUAAUAAAACAGACCUUGACUUAAAGGACAGAGCGCCAGCCAACGGCACCAGCGUCACCGAGAAGCUCGCUCAGCUCAUAGCUACCUGCCCUCCUUCCAAGUCUUCCAAGAACCGAGCCAAAAGACAAAGCGGCUCGGCCUGUCACGCUGCGCUCCCCCAAGACGGGACUUCUGCCGCUGAGACUGUCCGUCCUGCUGUAGAGCGCUUGAAGACCUCUUCCUCUGUACGUGGCGGCUCCCUGGAGGGCAUUGAAAAAGAGCUUUUACCCAAUAAGAUGAGCAGCAAAACCUUUGACAGGGGCAAUGUACGUCAAGCCAAGGGCAGCACCCUGGAGAAGCCGGCCGUCGGGAAAGAGGCGACCGGUGAGGACGUUCUCGGUGAGCGGACUUCCCUCCCGCAGGAGAAACCUUUGCUUGGAGAGAAAGGCGUCCCUGACGCCAGCGCGCAGGAGAAGCCGCUCCCUGUAUAUUGCACUUCCUUGGACUAUAGAGCGGGUGUCGCAUCGGAAGCGUCCACUGCGGUGUCGCCUUUCAGUGCCAUCGGCGAGGGGAACCUGCCUUCGCCGGCCCCGGCAACGUGUCUGACAUCCUCUAGCAGAAGCCCCAGUGUGAAUACCCCCAGCUGUCCCUCCGAUUCAUUGCACUUAAACUCUGCCCCCGAUCAGGUGGAAUGUAUUCACGAAGCCAGCGACAAGAGCCAGUACGUCCCCGAACACAGAACCUUUCAUCGCAGCGCCGACUCUGAUUUUUUAACGUGCAAUAAGGGUUGUAAAGAAUCUAAAAAUGAUAUUACGAGAACUCAUUUGCCCCCCCGAGCCCAUGUACCGGAGAAAAAGCCCAUCCAGCCGGUGGCACCGGGUAGCCACAAAACAAACCCUUCCGUCGUCAGUUUCGCCAGUCUCCUUCGCAAAAAGCAGCUGCUGAAGUUAAGCAGCGCGGCGGACGACACAAUGCGCGGCGCCCAAAAUGUGAAUGCAACUGCCCAGGCCAGACAGCUGAAAAAGAGGAAAGGGAAACGGCCCCGGUGGACUAAAGUAGUGUCCAAGAGCCCAGGGCAGUUAUCGAGAGAGCCUCCGGGGCACGGCCUCAUGGAGCGCGUUUCUCACUCAAAACAGAAGCCUCAACAGCCAAGUCCGGUAAAGUGUAUGGGGCAGAUAUCGUUUUUGGGCCAAGUGGCAGCACUGUCCAAAGCGUGCGUUUCUGACACGGGACGCCCUCCUUCUAAGUUAACAACACAACGACUUUACGGUACCCACGGAACCUACACCAGCGCAUGCUGUCCUAAAGACGCCUUUGCAGGUCGUACAGCCAAGCGAGGGAGCUCUGGAAGCGACGGCAUGCCUCGGCUGGACGGUCUGCCCAAAAGGGCUCUAAAAAUUCCAACUUCCAAAUUCGUCUCGUCGAAAGAAGACCAGGGACCGCCGGUUCUCGUGCCCGAGGUGGAGAUGCCCUCUUUGAAGCAAAAUACGCCAGCGCCACCGUUUCCUAGGAAGAGAGGCCGGCCUCGGAGGGCGCUGGCGCCUCCGCUAACGAGGACUCCGCCGGUUCUCUCGGUCGCCCCUUUUGUCUGCGCGGAUAGCCCGGGCAUGACGCUCGCUCCCGGGGACAGACCUAAAAGCGGCGAGCUUUCAAACCCCAAGGAUCUGGAGCCUUCUAACCUAAAAGUGGCGUGCUCGGAGCCAGACAGAAAAUCCGCCAAGAAAAGCAACGGGCAAAUGGUGAAAACCAUUAUCUGCAAGAUAAACAAGAUGAAGACCAUAAAGAGGAAGAAGCUUCUCAACCAGAUCCUGUCCAGCGCAGCGGAGCAAGCGAGCCCAGGGAAAGCCCCGUCCAAGCUGCCGGGAGCCGCCUGCACCCUCGCAGCCACGUUUACUUCCAAGCUGGGCCAGCAGAUAAACGUGAGCAAGAAGGGGACUAUUUACAUAGGCAAGAGGAGAGGACGCAAGCCCAAGGCCAUGUUGGAUUCCCUUCCCGGCGCGGACUCGCUGGAAAAAUCCAACCAGCAAACCACGAACGUGGCGAGUCAGACCGGGCCGCCCUUAAUAUCUCCGGCGACGUCGAGUCCCGACAGCCUUCCUUCUCCCGUCAGCGGAGCCAGUGGUGCCCAGAGCCCGGUGGGCAGCGAUGCCAGCUUCGUAGAGCCCAGCUCGCUGCCCUAUUUACACGUGAAUUCCAGGCAGGGCAGCUUCCUUCAAACGCUCGCUAUGAGGAAAGUCUCUAAGGAGAGCAGGCAGCUGUCUCCCCCUGCUUUGCUGCCAAAUUCCCCCACCCACCUGAGCGACCUGGCCCUGCUUAAAGAAGCCACUCCUUCGCCCAUUAGCGAGUCGCACAGCGACGAGACCGUUCCCAGUGACAGCGGCAUCGGAACCGACAAUAACAGCACUUCGGACAGAGCCGAGAAGCUCUGCGGGCAGAAGCGGCGGCGCCAUUCUUUUGAGCACCUCUCUCUGCUGCCCCCGGAGAACUCGGCUGUCUUGAGUAGCCUUAAAGAAAAGCACAAGCACAAGUGCAAGCACAGGAGCCACGACUUCCUCGGCUACGAUAAAACAAAGAGGCAAAAGAGGAAACGCAAAAAGAAGUACCCCCAGCUGCGCAGCCGCCAGGACCCAGGCUUCUUGGGAGAGCUUGAGGAGCUGAUCAGUCGCUUGAGUGAGGUUCGAAUAACCCAUCGUAGUCACCACUACAUCCCUCGGGACCUGCUGCCCACCAUAUUCCGCCUCAACUUUAACCAUUUCUACAGCCAUCCCACCUUCCCGCUGGAUCCCUUGCACUACCUCCGGAAGCCCGACCUGAAGAAGAAGAGGGGGAGACCCCCUAAAAUGCGAGAAACUAUGGCCGAGGUGCCUUUCAUGCACAGCCUUGGCUUUCCUCUGUCUGGCAGCGGCUUUUACCCCUCGUACGGCAUGUCCUACUCUGCCUCUCCCAUCGCUGCUACCCCUAUCGGCCUAGGAUAUUAUAGCAGGUACCCGCCAACCAUCUACCCUCCUCCUCCUCCUCCUUCACCUUCCUUCACCGCUCCCCUUCCUCCUCCGUCUUACAUGCACACGGGACAUCUCCUCCUCAAUCCCGCCAAGUAUCACAAGAAGAAACACAAACUGCUCCGCCAGGAGGCCUUCCUCGCCGCCGGCAGGACGCCUCUCCUGUCUGUCGGCACCUAUCCCAGCGUCCCCCCGGAAGUGGCCUACGGCUGGAUGGUUGAACACAAGCACCGCCACCGGCACAAGCACCGCGAACACCGCUCGGCGGAGCAGCCGCAGCUGUCCGGGGUCAGCUCCUCGAGGACGGUUUUGGAGUCUUUAAAACGCUACAAGUUCGGGAAGGAGGCCAUGGCUAACCGGUACAAACAUAAAGAGAAGCACCGCUGUCACCUGUCCUGCGCCCACCUGUCCCCCGCUAAGGGUUUAUUAGGUAAAGAUGAGCAGUGGUCACGGAGGGAGCAGUCCGAGUGCGGCUCGCUGCCUUUGGGCUUGCACACUCCGUUGCAGAUAGACUGUUCUGACGACUUGACGGACCUUGCGCUCGGUGGCUUUACUCCCUGCUCGGAGCCGCCGAGUGGCGACGAACAUACAAACAUCUUCGCCAGCGCGAUGGGUAGCUGCCGGGCCGGCGGCGUCUCCAGCCCCGGCACAGGACGCAAGCCGCUACACGACGGCCCGGGCUUUUUCGCUGAGAACUCCUUCAAUCGAUGUCUGAGGAAGGAGCGGCCGCCCUCCGGUGAGAGGGUCCCCGUUGGCGUGUCAGCCCCCCAGGAGCGGACCCUGAGGCCGUCGGAGAGCCCGUCGCGCAGGAGGACGGCGUCUGAGAGCGCGGCACCGGCAGUGAUGGUGGUUCCUUCGCGAGGAGGGAGACUUUCUUCAUCGCUGGAGGAGUCCGCGGACAGCCUGCCGCAUCGCACGGCACUCGGUGAAAAGCAUGGCGGCGUGGACACAGAGGGCGUCCUCACUGCUAACGCGUCGCUCCCCGCAUCGCCGAGCGCUGCCACGAUGCACAGCCGGGAAAAGAGCUUGCUGAUCCCGGCGUCCCCCGCAGACCCCUCGCCCGACGGCCGGCGGCUUUCUGGCAGCUGCUCUCCUCCUCACCACCUGAAGAGGAGCGUGGUGGAGGCCAUGCACAAACAGGCCCGGAGGAUGUACAACUACGGCAAAAUUCUGGCAACCAAAAAAAACAUGGACCACGUCAAUAAGAUCCUGAAAGCCAAGAAGUUACAGAGACAGUCGCGCACGGGCAAUAACUUUGUGAAGAGGAGACCGGGGAGGCCGCGGAAGUACCCCCUGGAGUCUGCCCUCCCCGUACAGGCCGCGCAGGGCUCCCCGCUUCUUAGCGACACGGCGGCCGUCAGGGAAGGCCCAGGCGUCAGGGCGGACACGGUCACUGACGUCAUCGAGGCCGUGGUUCAGAGUCUUAGCGUGCGAGAGGGACACGGGCGAGGCUGGAAGAGGAAGCAGACGAGCGCGGAGGAGCAGGCGACCAAGCGGCAGAGACCGGUAACGGACAGCGCGCGGUACAGAGACGGCAGCAGUUUUAUGGUGACGGCUGACAGCGGCUGCCCCGUGCUUCGCGAGGUUAGUGGGAGCCAUGAAAACCCUGACCGGGUCCCUGCACCGGACGCUGCCUCCGUCAUCCAGCGAGAGAAAAAAGCAGCGCGCCCUCCCAAGAAAAAGUUCCAGAAGGCCGGACUGUUCUCCGACGUCUACAAAGCAGUAGAUCCUAAGAGUCGGCUCAUGCAGCUGAAGAAGGAGAAGUUGGAGUAUAUCCCUAGAGAGCACGAGUAUGGUUUGCUGCCGGCCCCCAUCCACAUUGGGAAGUACCUGAGACAGCGAAGAAGCGACUUCCAGCUUCCCUACGAUAUUCUCUGGCAGUGGAAGCACAAUCAGUUAUACAAGAAGCCAGACGUUCCGCUGUACAAGAAAAUCCGUUCCAAUGUCUAUGUGGACGUUAAACCUUUUUCCGGUUAUGAAGCCACGACAUGUAAUUGCAAAAGUCCAGAGGCCGGCGAAGAGAAGGGUUGUGUGGAAGACUGUCUGAACCGCAUGAUUUUUGCCGAGUGUUCCCCAAACACGUGCCCGUGUGGUGACCAAUGCAACAACCAGCGGAUCCAGAGGCACGAAUGGGUCCAGUGUUUGGAGCGAUUCCGGGCGGAGGGCAAAGGCUGGGGCAUCCGCACCAAGGAGCCCCUAAAAGCCUCUCAGUUCAUCAUUGAAUACCUGGGAGAGGUGGUCAGCGAGCAGGAGUUCCGGAACAGAAUGAUUGAACAGUAUCACAACCACAGCGACCAUUACUGUCUGAGCCUAGACAGCGGCAUGGUGAUCGACAGCUACCGCAUGGGAAACGAGGCCCGCUUCAUAAACCAUAGCUGUGACCCCAACUGCGAGAUGCAGAAAUGGUCUGUGAAUGGCGUGUACCGGAUCGGUUUGUACGCGUUGAAGGAUAUGCCUGCAGGGACGGAGCUGACUUACGAUUACAACUUCCAUUCCUUCAAUACGGAGAAGCAGCAACUUUGCAAGUGUGGCUUUGAGAAGUGCCGGGGCAUCAUUGGAGGCAAGAGCCAGAGGAUGAACGGUCAGCCCAACAAGGCCAACCAGCUGCUGUGUGCUCACCGGAGGCCGGGCCGCUCCAAGGAGAAGCGCAAGUCCAAGCACAGACUGAACAAGAGGAAAGGUCAUGCUCCAGAAGAUCGCAGUGACGCCGUGGGGACCCCGACCAGGCUGAGCUCGCAGCUCCACAUGAAGCCCAUGUCAAACAGAGAGAGAAACUUUGUGCUGAAGCAUCACGUUUUCCUCGUGAGAAACUGGGACAAGAUCCGUCAGCGUCACGAGGAUGCCAAGAACGACCUCCAUCAAGCGUCUCUGUACAGCCGCUGGAACGGCAUCUGCCGGGACGACGGUAACAUCAAGUCUGAUGUCUUCAUGACUCAGUUUGCUGCUCUGCAGACCUCGCGCUCCGUUCGUACCAGACGGUUAGCGGCAGCAGAAGAGAACAUCGAGAUCGCGAGGACGGCCCGUCUGGCGCAGAUCUUCAAAGAGAUUUGUGACGGCAUUAUCUGUUACAAAGAUUCCUCCGGUCGGGGCCUGGUGUCUCCUCUGCUCAGUCUUCCACCCAAGAAAAAAAACCCCUAUUACUACGAGAAGGUGUCCGACCCCCUGGACCUGCUCACUAUCGAGAAGCAGAUUCUCACCGGAUAUUACAAGACGGUUGAGGCGUUCGAUGCCGACAUGUUGAAGGUUUUUCGCAACGCUGAGAAGUACCACGGGAGGAAGUCGGAAAUUGGAAGAGAUGUCUGCAGACUGCGAAAGGCUUAUUAUAACGCGCGCCACGAGGCUGCUGCGCAAAUCGAUGAGAUCGUCGGCGAGACGGCCAGCGAGGCCGACAGCAGCGAAGCGUCUCUUUGCGACAAAGAUGGCGGCCACGAGAAGGAUGACGAUAUCAUUCGAUGCGUUUGUGGUCUCUAUAAAGACGAGGGACUGAUGAUCCAGUGUGAGAAAUGCAUGGUUUGGCAGCAUUGUGACUGCAUGGGUGUGACGUCCGACGUGGAACACUAUCUGUGCGAGCUGUGUGACCCGCGCCCCGUGGACAGGGAGGUCCCGAUGAUUCCUUGCCCUCAUUACGCACAGCCGGGUUUUAUCUAUUUCAUCUGCCUUCUGCGAGAUGAGCUUCUGCUGCGUCAAGGUGACUGUGUGUAUUUAAUGCGGGACAGUCGGCGGACUCCAGACGGGUUGCCGGUGCGUCAGUCAUACAGGCUGCUGAACCACAUCAACCGUGAGAAGCUGGACAUCUUCCGCCUCGAGAAGCUGUGGAAGAACGAGAAGGGCGAACGCUUUGCGUUUGGUCACCAUUACUUCCGGCCGCAUGAGACUCACCACUCGCCAUCGCGCCGCUUUUACCACAACGAGCUGUUCCGGGUGCCGCUGUACGAGAUCAUUCCCCUGGAGGCCGUCGUCGGCACCUGCUGCGUGCUGGACCUGUACACGUACUGCAAGGGGAGGCCGAAGGGGGUGAAGGAACAAGACGUUUAUAUCUGUGAUUACCGCCUGGAUAAAUCUGCCCACCUCUUCUACAAAAUCCACCGCAACCGCUUCCCCGUCUGCACCAAAAGCUAUGCCUUCGACCAUUUCCCCAAGAAGCUGACGCCAAAAAGGGACUUCUCGCCUCACUACGUGCCCGACAACUACAAGCGGAACGGGGGCAGAUCUUCAUGGAAAUCGGAGCAACCCAAACCUUCCCGAAGGGACCUUCCCCCCGAGGAGGAUCCCCAGCCCCUGAUGGACGAGCUGCUGCCUAACGAGGAGGUAUCUGCCCCCGAGGAGGCUGAACAAGAGCUCUCCGCUUUGGAGGUGAUUGAGUCCCAAGCGGAAGAGAGCUGCUCGCUGCCUCCCCAAAUGCGUGGCCCUCAGGAGAGACAGCAGGCGCAGAGAGACAAGCUCAACCGGAUCUUACUGCGACUUCUGGAGAGACUCCCGGGGAAAAACGCGAUCGAUGUGACUUAUCUCCUGGAGGAGGGCCCGUGCCGCAAACUGCGCCGCCGCACGCUCACGCUGCCGGACUGCGUCUACAGGAAGUGACAGGCGACGUCUGUGUGAGGAGAAGCGAGUGGAC